Messenger RNA from Megalopta genalis, 2343 nucleotides. RefSeq names its product mitochondrial amidoxime-reducing component 1. Gene Ontology annotation, molecular function: pyridoxal phosphate binding; molybdenum ion binding; catalytic activity. Lineage: Eukaryota; Metazoa; Arthropoda; Insecta; Hymenoptera; Halictidae. The record is from RefSeq and is a predicted model, not a curated record.
AGUAGUAGUAUAGUAGUAUAGUAGAGUAGUAUAGUAGUAGAGUAGAAUAGUAUAGUAGUAUAGUAGAAUAGUAGAUUUUCUGCGAAAAUUCGUUCAUUUUCCCGAUACAAUAUUCACACUGAUUAAAAGUUUAACUGACUAAUUGAAACGACUAAUUAGACUCGUCGCGUUCGUAACUUAGGCGAUGCAAGCGCGCGACGAGUCUCAGUCGUCGACUGUACCAAAAGAGUUAAUCUGUAUCUGUAUCGAGCGUCUUCCUAUCAGAAUCGACUGCGAUAACGCGAGGAACAGUCGGAGAUCGAAGUGUUGCCUCGAUUCCACGAUGCGAGCAAAUCAAAAUAGAACAGUCUCCGAAUCGAGCGCAGUUCGCGGACCAAAAAAAUGACUCUCUCUCUUUCUCUCUCUCUCGACAAACUAAUCGUCGCGAAGGGCCAAAGGGAAUCGGUCGACCGCUUCCCCUAAUCUCAGCUUCUUUGCAGCGCGCAGCACAGCCAAUAACGCCACAGAAUCCGAGAAGUGGGCGGGAUUAGCCGGCGAUUUCGCGCCUCGCGUCGGCUAGUUCGCGAACCGGAUGCCUAUAUUUUGGUUUUCGGCGUGUCUCGGUUAAUGGGACGAGGACAAUCCGAAUGGAGAAAGGGUCAACAGCUGGCCGGAGAUAACGCAGAGGCUGCGAGCGACCGCUCGGCGCCGCUCGAACCAGUCCGCUCCGAGACAGCGUCGGGCGGCGAACAGCGCGCAAGGUCGACAACCAAGAAGACCUGCGUAGGACGGAUCGACUUGGCGGGGACCGAGAACGUUGCAUAAUGCUUGCGGAUAUUGACUGCGAAUGAUAGAGAGAAGUCGGCGAUUCCGCGGAGAGGAACCGUCGUACGAGCGAGGAAGGCGCGGCGACCAGAGCACACCAUGCACGGACACCCGGACUGGCGGAGUUCCGCGGCAAUAACAUGCUCUCUGGCGGUGAUCGCCGCGGCUGUCGUCUGGAACAUGCGACGGAACUGUUCGUCGAAGAAGAAGAAACCGGUGGAGAGCUGCGAGAAGUCGUCGACGGUCCAGGAGAACGGUAACGGCGUCGUCGCGAAUAAGAACGUCGACGAUACCCAUCGCAGGAGCGACGACAUUCCCGAAUUACCGGACCCGAAAUGGACGAAGGUAGGUGAGGUCGAAGAGCUGUACGUCUACCCGAUGAAAUCUGGCCGCGGGAGGAGCCUCGGCGAGUGCGAGUUCACCGAGUUCGGCAUCUGCAUCGAGAGCCAGGGGAAGUUCGCUCUUCGGGAUCGAAUGUUUCUAGUGUACAGCGAGGAAACCGGCCGCUUCGUCACCGGCAGGAAGUACCCGACCAUGAUCCUAGUGACCCUGUCCGCGGUGGAUGAGCAGAAAGUCAAGCUGGAAGCCGUGGGGAUGCCCAGCGUGGUCUUCGGCGUGCCUAAAAACGCCGAGGAGAACGUCGAAGCCGUGCAGUGCACCAUGUGGUGGGGGGAACCGGUGAAAUGUAUCGAUUGUGGACCGGAGCCAGCCGAGUGGCUGUCAAGAUUUUUAACCGGUACGAGUUCCGGGCUGCGAUUAGGCUACUCGACGAUGGACAAACGGGACUUGAGCAUCUGGUCGAAAUUCACCGAGGUGUACAGCAAUCUCCACGCCGAGGACACUGGUUUGUUCAGCGACUUGGCCAGCUACAUGCUGAUGUCCACGAAGUCUGUCGAGGCACUGAACGAGAAACUUGAGCGACCGGUGCCCGCGCUACAGUUCCGUCCGAAUAUCGUGGUGUCGACGACGGAGGCGUUCGCCGAGGACAACUGGGAAUGGAUCAAGAUCGGCAACAAGGCUGUUAUUAGGAACGUGAAGCCUUGCACGAGGUGCAAGUUCAUUCUCGUGAAUCCGGAAACCGGCGACGCGGAUGCAGACGAGCCUCUUAGAACCUUGAAGAGUUUCCGCCAACCGACAGAUUCGAGCAGGAUCGCGGUGGAGGGACAGGCCCCGCUCAUAGGAAUACUUUGUGGCGCCUACAUUCCCGGAAAAGUGAAGGUCGGCGACGGCGUGUACGUUCACGGUGCCGAGGACUCGGUCAAACAGAAUCGUCAAGACGCCUCGAGCUAGAGUUUACGAGCUAUCUCAGAAGAACUCUUCACUCACACUGCCUUCGCUUCCGAAAAUAGAUAAUCUUACCGAUCGUUGUACUGGUCACGUUUCCCUGACAAUGGGAACGGCACCUCGGUUGACAAUACCAUAUAGACUGUAUUUGAUAAUAAAUCGUUGCCGUUGAAUACGAACGAGAACAGUUGCUGCGGGUAUGAUGGUCGAAUUCUGUUCGACUCGUUGUAGAAUAAAGUGUAAUUUUGUACAAGC